This is a messenger RNA of Sipha flava (yellow sugarcane aphid), 1432 nucleotides long. It is a transcript of the gene pont, whose product is annotated as ruvB-like helicase 1. The record is from RefSeq and is a predicted model, not a curated record. The coding region runs from base 1 to 1371 and encodes 456 amino acids. The transcript is spliced from 8 exons. Gene Ontology annotation, biological process: chromatin remodeling; box C/D snoRNP assembly; regulation of transcription by RNA polymerase II. Lineage: Eukaryota; Metazoa; Arthropoda; Insecta; Hemiptera; Aphididae. Gene Ontology annotation, molecular function: ATP hydrolysis activity; DNA helicase activity; ATP binding. Gene Ontology annotation, cellular component: R2TP complex; NuA4 histone acetyltransferase complex; Swr1 complex.
AUGAAAAUCGAAGAGGUUAAAAGUACUGUAAAAACCCAACGUAUUUCUAGUCACAGCCAUGUUAAAGGCUUGGGACUCGAUGAAUCCGGUGAUCCUAUUCAAAUAGCUUCUGGAUUGGUUGGUCAAGCAGAUGCUAGACAAGCUGCUGGUAUUGUCGUGGAUAUGAUAAAAACUAGAAAAAUGGCUGGACGUGCUGUUUUAGUUGCUGGACCCCCGGGAACAGGCAAAACUGCAAUUGCUCUUGCUAUUGCUCAUGAACUUGGAAAUAAAGUUCCAUUUUGCCCAAUGGUAGGAUCUGAAGUAUAUAGUUCAGAAAUAAAAAAAACAGAAGUAUUAAUGGAAAACUUCCGUCGUGCUAUUGGUCUUCGUAUAAAAGAAACAAAAGAAGUAUACGAAGGAGAAGUUACUGAAAUGACACCAGUUGAAACUGAUUCUACUGCUGGAGGUUAUUCAAAAACUGUAUCUCAUGUUAUUGUUGGAUUAAAGACAGCCAAAGGCACUAAACAAUUAAAACUAGAUCCUACAAUUUAUGAGUCUUUACAAAAAGAAAAGGUUGAAACUGGAGAUGUUAUUUACAUUGAAGCUAAUAGUGGAGCAGUUAAGCGACAAGGAAGAAGUGAUAGUUAUGCUACUGAAUACGAUUUAGAAGCUGAAGAAUAUGUACCUUUACCAAAAGGUGAGGUCCAUAAAAAAAAAGAAGUCAUCCAAGAUGUGACAUUGCAUGAUUUAGAUGCUGCCAAUGCUCAACCAAAAGGUGGUCAAGAUAUAUUAUCUAUGAUGGGUCAACUAAUGAAGACCAAAAAGACGGAAAUUACUGAUAAAUUAAGAAAGGAAAUUAAUAAAGUGGUUAAUAAGUAUAUUGAUCAGGGUAUUGCUGAAUUAGUUCCUGGAGUUUUAUUCAUUGAUGAAGUUCACAUGCUUGAUUUGGAAACAUUCACAUAUUUACAUAAGGCAUUAGAAAGUACCAUUGCACCUAUUGUAAUUUUUGCUACUAAUAGAGGACAUUGUGUUGUCAGAGGAACAGAUGAUAUCAUUGCUCCUCAUGGAAUUCCUAUGGAUUUACUUGAUAGAUUAUUAAUAAUUAGAACUCUUCCAUAUAAUAGAGAAGAAAUGGAGAGUAUACUUAAACUUAGAGCACAAACUGAAGGUCAUUCCAUUGAGCCUGAUGCACUUCAUUAUCUUGCCGAAGUUGGUACUUCUACUACUUUAAGAUAUGCCAUUCAAUUGUUGAUACCAUCGUCACAAAACGCUAAGAUGAAUGGACAUAAUUCCAUACUUCGAGUUGAUAUUGAGGAGACUACGUCAUUAUUCAUGCAUGCUAAAGAAUCAUGUAAAAUACUAAGAAAAUGUGCUGACAAAUUUAUGAAAUAAUUUAUAAUUUUAAUUUUUUGUAUACUGAAUUUUUUUUAUAUGCUAUUUUCUUACUUUUUAU